This is a messenger RNA of Cutaneotrichosporon oleaginosum, 783 nucleotides long. RefSeq lists its product as uncharacterized. The record is from RefSeq and is a predicted model, not a curated record. Lineage: Eukaryota; Fungi; Basidiomycota; Tremellomycetes; Trichosporonales; Trichosporonaceae.
GCAGCGAACAUUGGAUACAACUUUGAGUGGUACAAUUCAACUAGCAGGCACCUCAUGCCUCGGCCGUGGCGUUUUGGGUGCAGCUGUCCUUCUCAAUCCCGGAGUCACACUGUGGCUGCCACAUUCCUAGUGGCACCUCACUUCUCCCGGGUCGGCGUGUCGGCACGUCGUGAGUGGUGGUGGUUCAACAUCGGAUGGCCCCUAUGCUGGCUUAUUCUUCUCUACCAGCCGUUGACCCGCCGCUCCUGGACCAGCUUCUCGUCGAAGCUUUCGAUGCUGGGCUUGGUGCUGAGGCUUCCAGUGCGCUCCUUGUCGUUGGGCCGUGCAGCCUUGAGGCGGUCGGGGUCGUAAGAGAGUGCAGGCACAGCGAGUGUGUCACCAAACUGAGGUUCGCGGCGGAUCAUGCGCCCCCAGCACUCGCUGUCGGAGCAGCCGGAGCACGAAAAAUCGCCCGAGCCGGAGCUGUUGCUUUCGAGAUCCCGCUCUUUGCGGACGAGAGAGCGGCAGCGGCGUUCGAGGUCACGCUGUUUCCGCACGCGCUUGCCCAACCGCCCGUGGUAUUUGCAAAGAACGGUGCCGGCGAUGACAAUGACGAGGAGGACGGCAGCGAUGGUAACACACGCAAUGCGUCCGGCGCCCCAUUGGGUCAUGGUGGCAAAGUAGAGUGAGGUAGGUGUAAGAAUUCUGGUGUGGGGUAAGACGGAGCGCCUAGAUAGGGUGAAGGAAAGCAAGUCGGGUGUCGCGAAAAGGAGUGAUUGUCGAUGGUUGUGACCAAGCCAGAUC